Messenger RNA from Cyphellophora europaea CBS 101466, 1191 nucleotides. RefSeq lists its product as uncharacterized. The record is from RefSeq and is a predicted model, not a curated record. The coding region runs from base 1 to 1191 and encodes 396 amino acids. Lineage: Eukaryota; Fungi; Ascomycota; Eurotiomycetes; Chaetothyriales; Cyphellophoraceae. The transcript has a single exon.
AUGACGGAGUUCGAGGACCGCAUGAACAGAGCAGUUGAGCAGGGUGUCAUCCCCGGCGCUGUCCUCUUGGCGGCCGACAUGUCGGGUCGAUUAAAGUACGCGAAACAGGUUGGCUACACCACCGUAGACUCCAAGGAGCCGCUAGAAUUCGACGACAUCUUCACGUUGGCUUCAUGUACGAAGCUGUUGACAACAAUCGCCGCCCUUCAACUCAUUGAGGGAGGACUCAUUGGACUGGACGAUGACGUUUCUCAGUUGAUCCCGGGUUUGGCUAACCAGCAAGUCCUUAUCGACAUCCCCAAGAACGGAUCACCCAUCUUCCAGCAACGAAAGAACCCCAUCACAUUGCGUCUCCUUCUCACGCACAGCUCCGGCGCAGGCUAUGACUUCGCCGAUCGAAUGCUCACGCAGUAUUUGCAUUCCUAUACGCCGAGAGACGUUUUAAAAGAUGCCACUGUUGAUGCCCGCUUCAAUUCACCGCUGCUCUACCAACCCGGCGAAGGUUGGGCUUACGGCAGUAGCAUAGCCUAUGCUGGACAAGUGACCGAGGCCAUCAGCGGCAUGACGCUCGAGGGCUAUAUGCAGAAGAACAUCUUCGAGCCUCUGGGCAUUGCCGAUAUCACCUUCUUUCCUGCCAGACACCUGCAUAUGGCUGGACGAUUGCUACGCAAAGGUAUCCGCGAUGUCACGGGGAAAGUGGUGGAUGGACCUCCCGGCUUAGCACCACUCCUAGGAGAACUGGAGGAUUGCUUUGGCGGUGAGGGUGCAUAUGGAAGCCUUCCAGACUACUUGAAGAUCCUGCAAUCACUCUUGUUGGACGACGAGAGACUGCUCAAAAAGGAAACAACAGCGUUAAUGUUCCAGCCCCAGCUCAGUCCUGCAAGCAAGCAGGCUUUGACAUCCUUCAUGGUCGAUCCUUCCCCAGUGGUUGGCGACUUUACAGGACCCAACGAAUACGACUGGGGGCUAGGUGGCAUUUUGAUCGAUGGCGAUUCUCAUCCUUACCGCCGGCGGAAUUGUCUCAUCUGGAGCGGGGCACUCAAUCUGUUCUGGUUUAUCGAUCGCACAGCAGGUGUAUGUGGCAUCUUUGGAACUCAGGUCUGGCCUCCGGCAGACCCUCUCGUUGAGCCUCUGUUAGCUGCUUUCGAGAAAGAUGUUCGUACGACGGCGAGCACCAUAACAAAUUCAUGA